AAGAUCAACUUAGGUUAAGAUUUAAAAAUAUUAUCUCCUUCUCCAUUAACUUGUUAUUUUAAUGAAUUGCCCCUUCUGUAUUCGUUCACAAAAACCUUAAUUCAACAAUUCUUCUUAUUUCGAAAUAUUUAAAAAGAGCGAUCAUCCAUGAUACAAUUAAAGUUGUCAUAAUUUUAAUAAAACUAAUAAAAUACAGGAUGUAGAGAGCAUUUUAAUCUACAAGGUUUUUAAUUAAUAAUUCUGUUUAAAUCAUAAUUGAAUCGGUCUCGAUUUAAAAAAUAUAAUUCAUUUUUGAAAAAUAACAUAAAAAUGAUUUCAAAAUAAACUGGUAUAUUUUCUUCCUAUUAGACGUUUCAGAAGUAAUCCAUAUAAAGAAAAAAUCCAGAAUAGUCCAGCUUGAACUAAAUGAAGAUGAAAUUUUAGAAAAAUGUAGUAAAGGAGCAUUUAAUUAAAUUAUCAUUUGCUAAAUAUCAUAUAUAUAUAUUAAUUAAUUUAUUAUUAACUAAUUUAUUUUAUAAUAAAAGUUACUAAAAAUAGAACAAACCUAAGCUUUCUCUAAACCAUCAAUUAGAAAUUUGA
Messenger RNA from Paramecium sonneborni, 579 nucleotides. Lineage: Eukaryota; Ciliophora; Oligohymenophorea; Peniculida; Parameciidae. The record is from the annotation of a GenBank genome assembly.